Ilyonectria robusta is the source of this 479-nucleotide messenger RNA. RefSeq lists its product as uncharacterized. The transcript has a single exon. Bases 44 to 292 code for a protein of 82 amino acids. Lineage: Eukaryota; Fungi; Ascomycota; Sordariomycetes; Hypocreales; Nectriaceae. The record is from RefSeq and is a predicted model, not a curated record.
UCCAGAUCCGAAGCGCCGGAUAUUUCAAGGUUUCGUAACUACCAUGGAGUCGAACCUGGAUCUCGUCUUACACUCACUUUUCCUGCCUCUUUCCGGAGCCACCCAAGCGGUAAUAGACAUAUAUAGCAAAUUUCGAGAAUACUCUCUGGCAUUUAAGACUAUCGAGAGAUUUACGGCUUCGCGCAUCGACUCCGAAGCUGAAAUGGAGCCCUACGAAUUCUCCACAAUGUCACGGCAAAUAAGCGCAUUGCUUGUCAAAAUUGAAAAGAGCAUUCACAAAACUCGGCAAUAGAUGCUAGCUAUGGACUCAUUGACGAAGUUUCAACUCAAUCAGGGCUCUAAACCAAUUCAAGGUCUUACCAUUGAGUCUAACGAGAAUAAUUCUGCGUCGGUUUUGGGCGGUAUACAACUUAUCCAGAGCAAACUGGAUGUAAUGAAGAUCAAAUUCAACUACAUCCUGGCAAGAGCUAAAGAUUUAC